AUUUUCGUGAUUUAAAAAAAAUCAAUGCUGGGAGUUUCAUCAAACUUUGCAGAAGUGUAGUCCUAUAUCUUGUCAAUGUCAUAAGUGAAUGAUUCUAAAUUAUUUUAUUAGCGUUUUCAUGAGACAUGUAUGUGGCAUGUUGACAGUGGUGUGAUGUUUUGGACUGUAAAGCAACCGGGAGCCGUCUUCGACACAGGUGCUUCCACCAUCGGAAUAAUGGCAAACUGCUAAGGACAUGGUUUGGGUUGUUAUUACUCAAGAUUCGUGAUUGUACACAAAGCACUUUUACUAAAAAAUGUCGAAUUUGUGGACUAUUUCUCAGUUUUCUCCUUUCUUAUUGGAGGCAUUUAUGCCAUUAUCGCUGGAGUAAUAGUGUCUGUGUGUCCUAAGAUGGCUGCUGAACACUUGUGUCUCUUCCUGGUACCGUAACCAUGGAUAUGUAUAUUGGACUUAGUCCAAUUAAACCAGGUUUACUGACUGGAGUAAUACUCUUGUGUUUACUUCCAUCAUCAAAUACUCGUCCUGAGAUGAGCAGACGACAUGACGCAGUUGCCAUGGCAACCUAUGAGAAUACCAUGGCAACCAAUGGAAAUGUCAUGGCAACCAGUAGAAAUGCCAAAACGGACAAUAUAUGGCCAUCGAGUCGUGAAGAAAUACUCAUCAAUUCGAGGAAUCUCAUGAGAAAUUCAUUGGCAGCUUGGAGAAAAUCUCGCUCAAAGAAAAAAAGAUCGGCAGCUUUGCUGGGCAGGAAUGAUACGCCGAGUGACAAAGCCACAGAAAUGCCUGCGACAGGAUUAUCGGAUAAUUCCUCCGUUACGCCAUCUAACAGUAAAAAAGUGCACUCAACUGCUGAUAAUAAAACAAACUCGACAUUGGGAUUGAUGAUAAAUACGUCCAAAGACUCGACAAUAGAUCCAAAUGAUACUAGACCGGUUUUGACCAGUCCAAUCUUGCCCCCGACGUCCAGCAUUCCGUUUGAUUUCUUAAAUGAUACUCUCUUGCUAGAUCAGAAUGACGAGUAUGUUGAUGACAAUGAUACUCUUUCGUCAAACCAGUCGGGGGUUUAUGGUAAUAGCGUCCCAAGAUUCGUUGAGAGUGAGACGUUCAUAAUAUCCCUGAUCGUUGGAAUCUGCCUGCUCAUAACCCUAGUUUCCGUCACUAUAUUCCUGUGUUACCGUCGCAACCAAGGUUGCCAACGUCCAAAUCUUCCUGCCAGUAAACGUCUCAGUACCCUUAGCAACCACAGCAGUCAUGGGAGUUGUAAUGGUACCAAUCCUGAUGAUGCAGUCACACUGAGUUAUAUCAAUGCACAGUUUGACCAAAAGUUUCUCCAGGACAACCCAGAAGAGAUGCAGUCCCUGGAAAACGACACGUUCCUCAAUUCACUCGAGAGCAUGAUGUUCGUCAACCGCUGGACAGAUACGGCCAGCACGUCCAAGUUAUGACCAAACGGGGCGCCCUCUGGGAGGAGGGUGCCCAACGACCAUAGCGGCCACGCCAAGAAGUGUGUAAAGCUCGUCGAGGCCGCGGACGAGGGAGACGCACGCAGACAUUCUCAAAACAUUGAAAGCCAUAUUUGAAGCUGUUUCUGUCUUGAGUUAUAUUCAAAGUAGAUGCAUUGGAUGUUUUGACCACUUCGCUACGGAGGUUAUUUGGUUGGCUACGGUGUCAUUCGCAGUGGGGGCUGGGGCCAAGAUUUCAUAGUCAGCCAAGUGUGGACACUAUCCCAAAUUCUUUUCAAAGCCUUGAAUUUUUAAACAUUUUCGAAGUUGAAAAAUUUAAAAAGUGCCAAUAUUUUAAUCAGUAUUAUUGAAUGCCUUAGCAAUACAGGCUUAUAGGAAUCUCACAUACAUAUAUAAUAUAAUUGUUCAAAAUGUUCUUUUCAAUUCCCUGGGAAUUAUUAUCAAAGUAAAGUUCCAGGAUCAUUUUGUAAAAUUUGCUGCUUAAAAACUGUUAUUUAUUGAAAUUUGUGGGUAGAUAGGGUAACAUUGAACCCUAAUAUUGAAAGAAAGAAACAUUUUUUAUCGGAAUCGUUUUGAAUAUACAUGUAUCUGUAUAAUUUGUAUAUUGUGCUUUUGUAUGUUGCAUUUAUUAUUUACCCAAGUUGUUCGGUGUAGCUGGUGUGUGAGACUGAAUUUGUCAAUUUAGGGCCACGUUCUUUGCAGAGUGGGCGUUCAAAUUCUUGGGAUUUAGUCUUCAGAUCUUAGCCCUUCAUUUGAAAGAAAUCUAUUUGGUUUGAAAAACCUUCCUUAUCUGAAAGGACCUACCUUAUCUGAAUCGGAAAGAAACCAGCUUGGUUGAAAGAAACGAGGAAUUGAAAUAUCCUGGCCUGAGUUCCUCACUUCCUUUCAUGUGGACAACUCUAUCUAUCCUCUAAUUCAGUCUUAUCCACCGAGCCGCGCCUUAAAUUAAUUUUAUGAGGGUGUUCUGUUGUAGAUAUUAGAUAUACAAUUGUUGAAUACUCAACUAAUCAUGUAGUAUUUUAGAUUAGAAUCAUGAUGAACAUUGCGUUAGAGCUGAUGAUUUCAGAAGGGUUUGUUUGGAGUAAACCCUUUUUUUGGCCCUGAAUUCAAGCAACUUUAUUUUCUUGGCGUUCUCACAAUUUUCAUUGAUGUGCAAAUAGCUUACGACCAACCAAUUAUGCUAACAAGAGGCCCAAGGGCCUGGCGCUCAGCUGGAUGACCUAAUAACAUAGGACUGAGGGUAUAAAGUAGUAAAUAUCGGCUUUAUACUACUGUUUGAAGGUCAAGAGAACACGUUAUACCACUAACAUUUCCAAUGCAGAGCUGCCAGCUGGAUGAAAUAUGAUUGAACUAAUCAGCCAUGGUAUGUAAAUAUUACAGGAGGCAACAGAAGAUAUCCCUAGUUCAGUAUGUUGUAUCGGUAGCUUUACAGAAAAGAAGUGUCAGAGAGGAUGAGACUUCUCCAUGGACAACUGUGGUAUGUCCAGGCUGGGUUGUACAGCACAAGGAUACAAAAUGCUGUCUGUAAUUGAGAGGUAUCCUGAUUUAACAGAGGUCAAAAUAAAUAG
Messenger RNA from Lineus longissimus, 3031 nucleotides. RefSeq lists its product as uncharacterized. The record is from RefSeq and is a predicted model, not a curated record. NCBI's taxonomy places the organism in Eukaryota, Metazoa, Nemertea, Pilidiophora, Heteronemertea, Lineidae. Bases 432 to 1445 code for a protein of 337 amino acids. The transcript is spliced from 5 exons.